Molecule: messenger RNA, 2303 nt
Organism: Belonocnema kinseyi
Lineage: Eukaryota; Metazoa; Arthropoda; Insecta; Hymenoptera; Cynipidae
Gene: Pmi
Product: transmembrane protein 11, mitochondrial
Exons: 3
Coding region: 31-564 (177 amino acids)
Biological process (GO): inner mitochondrial membrane organization
Cellular component (GO): mitochondrial inner membrane
Source: RefSeq, a predicted model, not a curated record
GUUUCAGUAUUCAUAAAAUACAAGGUAAAGAUGGUAGUUCCGAUGGCAGAUGAAGCGGGUGACAAGGAUGGAAAUGUCGCUAUUAUUAGGGAGAUUUAUGACAGUGAAAAUGCCAACGAAACGUUCGAAUAUGAGCUGGAGAGAGCUUUGGAAUCGGAGUGCAGUUUGAUUGUGAUAGAACCUUCAAAAUUAGGAGAUGAAACUUCAAGGUGGAUAACUGUAGGAAACUGCCUUCACAAAACAGCAGCAUUGUCAGGCGCAGCUGCAGUUUUGGCAGGUCUCAUGUGGGGAGACAAGCUCUACAUUUGUGGUCCGCUAGGUUUCACGUCUGUAAUAACCUGUGGACUUUAUACAGUUUCUUGGCAGUUCGAUCCCUGUUGCCAGUAUCAGGUCGAAACUGAUACCAGUAAACUGCCACAUGUGGAGCUUCUCGCUGUUUUGGGGCCCUCGUCACCCACGUUUCUAGUUAGGAAAGACGACACAAGGAGGAGGAUUCUCCACAACACGAUCACCUUGACGGCUCUCGGCGUUACCGCCUGGCGAGUCUAUCAAGCCUUCAAAUGAAAAAGUAUCACACACGCUAUGGGGGUUUUUUUACAUUGAGACGAAAGGCAGGACGUGAUAGACUUCACGUGCGAUCGUAGAAACAAAUAGCGUAGCGUAUGUUGUUGAAUUAGGAAAAAUACAAUUGUAUUUUAAACGGUAGGUAAACUUGAAACUAGCCAUUGACCUCAGCGAAAUGUCUCCUUGUACAUUGAUUACUUUUCGCCUUAGCGCGUAAUGCUUUCUCUUGUCCCGCCUAAAAGCAGACACGUGCUUCUCAUUUCUUGUGAUAUCUAAAUGUAAUUUAUUUUUCAAGGAUAAUUGAAAAAGUUGCCAGUGAAUAAUUCAAACUAGCACCACGUAUGAUUGUAGAUGAAGGAACGUCCUAUCAAAUUAUUUUUUAUUUUUCCUCUUGCACACUAAAUGAGAAUGCCUUCAUUUUUAGAAAGAAGAAUCGACUUUUCAAAAAAGUCAUCAACGAGUACAAAGCUUAUUUUUACCGAAUUAUUCAGAUUGUUUUAAAUUUUAUGAUCAGUUGGAAUUUCUGAAUGCGCGAGAAAGACGUGAAGUUAGUGUAAAUUCCAUUCCGAUACUAUUUCCAUUCUAUUGAGUAGUGUUACUUAAACAUCGUUUAAAAUUAAAUGCACUACCAAGUGAAGUGAUAGAAUAACAAAUUGUUAAAUCGCCAUUAAUAUAUUCUUCAUAAAAUCAAAAUGAACUGCAUUUUAAUGAAGUAAAAAAAAGUAGAAGAAUAUGCACAAAGUUUGAAGGAAAACAUUGUAUUCUUCCUAGUUCACAGAAAAAGUCAAAAUCUUACUGUAUAAGACAAAAACGAACGGCAAGUCCCUACGUUUUGGAUACAGUUUUAAGAUAUUACUUUUUCUCAGCGCGUUGGGAUUGGACGCAAACUCAAAAACAAAUUUUAGGUUAACAAAAUGACUUAAAGCCUUGAAUAUCAUUUAACAAGAGUGAGUGCAUACAGUCAGCGCCGACAAAGAUUGUUAAAUUUUGUAUUGAUUUUUAAUUCUGGUACAAAAUGGGAAACCUUUGUCGGCUCUAGGAUGCUGUUGAUCGACAAUUUUAGCAACGGCUGUAACGAGUAAACGAUUGUUAAAGAUUGUAAAUGUAGCUGCAUACUUUCUUUUUUUUAUACUGAUUUGUUUCUGUAAUGGACCAGAGUAUUUUUCAUUUAUAAUCUACUCGCAUUGCCCUCCAAAUCUUGAAAAUGCAAUGAAUUAAUUGGUGGCUUGAGAAUUGUGUUGAAGAUUUUUGUAGAAAUUGAGUUUAUGGUCAUUCCAAUGUAAACGUCUUUUAUUGAGGUAGACGAAUUUUCUGUUGCUGGAAACCUCUUUUAAAGAUGUAGAAAAAAUGUGAUCUUGUGUAAAUAAUGUGCGCUAGCCACCAAUUUGGAAAAAGUUAAGUAAUCUCGCAUUUCCUCUGCAUUUACUAACGCCUUAAUUUUAUUUCACACCGAUGAUGAACAUUAUGUUACACGUUCUAUUGUAAAUAAUGGGAAAUUGGUGUAAGUUUAGGCAAGAAAACGUAUCGGAAAUAUGAGUGCAUUCUCGCUAGGUGUGAGUUCGUUUUCUGCGUUAUAUCUGUUCAAUUCACGAGAUAUGCACUGUCUUUGCGAAUGAUAUUACAGCCUUGAAUCUAAUCGCUUAUGGUGAUGCGUAAGCUGUAAAUAGUGUAAACAUGUUUCAUUACUUGUACCCAUUAAAAUGUCAGAUUACGGAAAUAAAGUAUAGUUUUAAAUAGUC